Staurois parvus is the source of this 348-nucleotide messenger RNA. The record is from the annotation of a GenBank genome assembly. NCBI's taxonomy places the organism in Eukaryota, Metazoa, Chordata, Amphibia, Anura, Ranidae.
GCCUUUUACCAUGUGAUCAGCUAUGUCCAAUUACACAGCUGAUGACAAACAUGAGGAAGGUUCUGCCGAUAACUGGCAAGUGUCGCAGAGGACAUCUGCACUGAUUGUCAGUGCCCUGAUUACCAGUGCGGACCCAUAAGUGCCCAGCAUGGCGCCCAGCAGUGCCACCCAGCAGUGCCAGCAGUCAGUGCCAGCAGUCAGUGCUGCCUAUCAGUGCCCAUCAAUGCUGCAUAUCAUGCAGCAUCAUCAGUGCCUCCUCAUCAAUUUCCACCAGUGCAGCCUCAUCAGUGCAGCCUAACAGUGCCCGUCAGUGCUGCCUAUCAGUGCUGCCUCAUCAGGGCCCAUCAG